Talaromyces stipitatus ATCC 10500 is the source of this 4608-nucleotide messenger RNA. Its product is annotated as ABC multidrug transporter, putative. Lineage: Eukaryota; Fungi; Ascomycota; Eurotiomycetes; Eurotiales; Trichocomaceae. The transcript is spliced from 8 exons. The record is from RefSeq and is a predicted model, not a curated record. Gene Ontology annotation, biological process: transmembrane transport. Bases 1 to 4563 code for a protein of 1520 amino acids. Gene Ontology annotation, molecular function: ATP hydrolysis activity; ATP binding; ABC-type transporter activity. Gene Ontology annotation, cellular component: membrane.
AUGACUUCUCCUCAGCAUGGACGGAAUGAAGCAUUAAAUACCACUUCGGAAGGCUAUUAUAACCAAACUGAAAAAUCCAAAGAGGAAGACGAAAUCAGGCGGACGGAGGGCUUAAAUCCUAGCGACGAUGAACCGCCCACCGUAUUCGAACCGGUCCGGCCUGGUGACCGCGAAGAACUUACCAGGAUCGCGUCGUUUUUAUCUUCGCGGCGCCCUAGUACCUUAGGUCGCCGUGACAGUGCUGCUAUUACGCGCAUGGACACAAUCGACGAGAUGGCUCUCGAAGAUCCGCGAAUUGAUCCGGGUAAUCCCAAAUUUGAUGCCUACCUAUGGUCUCGGAAGAGGUUGCGCAUAUUACAACAAGAAGGGAUGGAAUUUCCUAGGGCAGGUGUCACAUUCAAGAACUUGAAUGUGUCUGGUUCUGGUGAAGCAUUGCAGUUGCAGGAGACAGUGGGCUCGUAUCUGACUGCGCCGUUGCGACCUGGGAAAUUCUUUAGUUUUGCGAAGAAAACGGAACACAAGACAAUCCUCCGCAAUUUCGAUGGGGUCAUCAAAGGUGGUGAGCUUUUGAUGGUGCUAGGACGACCGGGCAGUGGUUGCUCCACCUUUCUGAAGACCAUUUCUGGAGAACUACAUGGUCUAAACCUCGACAAGGACUCGACCAUCCACUACAAUGGCAUCGGGAUGAAAAAAAUGCACUCAGAGUAUAAAGGAGAAGUCUUGUAUAACCAGGAGGUCGACAAACAUUUCCCUCAUCUUACUGUUGGCCAAACGCUAGAAUUUGCCGCAACAGCUCGCGCCCCAUCCAAACGAGUGCUCGGACAGACUCGUGCAGAUUAUGUGAGAGAUGUCACUCAAGUCGUUAUGGCAGUCUUUGGUCUUUCGCACACGUACAACACAAUUGUCGGAAACGACUACGUACGCGGAGUGUCUGGUGGUGAGAGGAAGCGUGUUAGUAUCGCCGAAAUGGCUCUUGCCAGAGCACCAAUCGCUGCCUGGGACAAUAGUACUCGUGGAUUAGAUGCCGCCAGUGCGUUGGAAUUUGUGAAGGCAUUGCGCAUGGCGUCCAAUCUCGCCGGAAGCUGUCAUAGCGUUGCCAUCUAUCAAGCUUCCCAAGCGAUAUAUGACGUAUUCGAUAAGGUCACUGUACUAUACGAAGGGCGUCAAAUAUACUUUGGUCCCUGCAAUCGCGCCGAGCAAUACUUCUCAAAAAUGGGAUGGGCUAAACCAUCGCGUCAAACAACUGGUGAUUUCUUGACGUCCGUCACCAAUCCACAGGAACGUCGGGCGCGAGAUGGGAUGGAGAAGCAAGUUCCUCGCACGCCGGAUGAAUUCGAAGCAUAUUGGAAGAAAAGUCCCGAGUACGCUGCUGUAUUGCAAGAAAUCAAGGACCAUGAGGCACAAUUUCCGGUCGGUCAUGUUGCAGAAAAGGAUCUGGCUGAGAAGAAGCAUGGUCAACAAGCGAAGCAUGUCCGGCCUAAAAGCCCGUACCUCAUGUCUAUUUGGAUGCAGAUCCGGCUCUGUACUAAGAGAGCUUACCAAAGGAUAUGGAACGACAAAGCUACGACUUUGACCACGGUUCUCGGACGAAUCUUUAUGGCUUUAAUUGUCGGUUCGAUUUUUUACGGAACUCCAGCGGCCACAGCCGGCUUUCAAAGUAAAGGCGCGGUCCUGUUUUUCGCGGUCCUGUUGAACGCGCUUAUCAGCAUCACGGAGAUCAACUCACUAUACGAUCAACGUCCCAUUAUUGAGAAACAGGCGUCAUACGCAUUUGUACAUCCGUUUGCCGAAGCUAUGGGCGAUAUCAUGGCCGAUCUGCCCAUCAAAUUCGCCAGUGCGGCCGCAUUCAACAUCGUUCUGUAUUUCCUCGCAGGUCUACGCUAUGAACCAUCUCAAUUCUUCAUCUUUUUCCUCUUCACUUUCAUCGCAACGCUAGCCAUGUCCGCCAUUUUCAGAACACUAGCUGCCGCAACAAAAAGUCUAGCACAAGCGAUGGCGUUGGCCGGUGUCAUGGUCCUCGCUAUCGUCAUCUACACUGGAUUCGUGAUUCCGGGUCCCCAGAUGCAUCCAUGGUUCUCGUGGAUUCGUUGGAUCAACCCGGUGUUUUAUACUUUCGAAGCCCUUGUCGCCAACGAAUUCCAUGGACGCGAAUUUAUUUGUUCGAAUUUCGUUCCGGCAUACCCUAACUUGGCGGGUGAUACAUUUGUCUGUUCUGCCACUGGCUCGGUAACUGGUCGACGCACGGUAUCCGGUGAUCAAUAUAUUCAAUAUCAAUACAACUAUUCAUAUUCGCACGAGUGGAGGAACUUUGGCAUUUUGAUCGCUUUCUGGAUCUUUUUCAUGUUCACCUAUCUGACAUGCACGGAACUCAACUCGGCCACUUCAUCGACUGCCGAGUUUUUGGUCUUCCGCCGCGGGCGUGUACCAGCAUAUAUGACCAAGUCAGACAACGACGUCAAAAACGGAACCAUCGAGGUGCCUACAGGUGAUUCCGAGAGUGCAAAGGAAGAAGUAGUAAACAUGCUUCCUGAACAACGAGACAUCUUCACAUGGCGGAAUGUCUGCUACGAUAUUCCCGUCAAAGGAGGCCAGCGUCGACUGUUGGACAAUGUAUCCGGCUGGGUCAAACCAGGAACGCUCACGGCGCUCAUGGGGGUUUCGGGCGCUGGAAAGACGACACUUCUCGACGUCCUCGCACAGCGCGUCUCCAUCGGCGUGGUGACAGGAGACAUGUUCGUCAACGGCAAGCCUUUGGAUGCUAGUUUCCAGCGUAAAACUGGGUACGUCCAACAGCAAGAUCUUCAUCUCCAGACCAGUACCGUAAGGGAGGCCCUACGCUUCAGCGCAGCAUUGCGACAGUCGAAAAGUACCCCCCUCUCCGAAAAAUACGAAUACGUCGAGGACGUGAUCAAAAUGCUUAAUAUGGAAGACUUUGCAGAGGCAGUCGUCGGAACACCAGGUGAAGGACUCAAUGUCGAGCAGCGUAAACUUCUCACCAUCGGCGUUGAGCUAGCUGCGAAACCGGCAUUGUUACUAUUUCUGGAUGAGCCUACCAGUGGACUAGACUCUCAAAGCUCAUGGUCCAUCUGUGCGUUUUUGCGUAAACUGGCGGAUCAUGGCCAAGCAGUGCUUUCGACUAUCCAUCAGCCGAGUGCGAUUUUGUUUCAGCAGUUUGAUAGGUUGUUGUUUUUGGCCAAGGGUGGUAAGACUGUUUACUUUGGCGAUAUCGGUAAGGACUCAAGGACAUUGCUUGACUAUUUUGAGGCAAACGGAGCGCGAAAGUGUGAUGCUGCCGAGAAUCCUGCCGAGUAUAUGCUUGAAAUCAUCGGCGCAGGUGCAAGCGGUAAAGCGACUCAGGAUUGGCCCACUGUCUGGAAAGAAUCGCAAGAAGCGAAGAACAUCCAGACAGAGCUCGAUGAGAUCCAUGCGCACCAUGCCGCAACUACUCCUAACGGUACUGAGACUCUAACAACCAAGUCCGAUCAGAGCGAAUUUGCAAUGCCCUUUAUCGACCAAGUCUGGCACGUUGUCAUUCGUGUCUUCCAGCAAUAUUGGCGUGAUCCUCAGUAUAUUUUCGCAAAGCUUGUGCUUGGUCUUGCAUCGUCUCUGUUCAUUGGAUUCUCGUUCUUUUUGCCGAACAAUAGUAUCCAGGGAUUCCAGGAUGUUCUCUUCAGCACAUUCAUGCUGACGUCCAUUUUUUCCACGCUCGUGCAACAAAUCAUGCCCCGAUUCGUCAACCAACGCUCCCUCUAUGAAGUCCGCGAACGCCCCUCAAAAGCGUAUUCCUGGGCCGCCUUCCUCAUCGCCAACAUUGUUGUCGAAAUUCCAUAUCAGAUUAUGUUAGGUAUCUUAGUCUGGGCCUGCUACUACUUCCCAAUCUUCGGCGCAAACCAAUCCGCACUACAACAAGGGUUGAUGUUACUAUUCGUCGUUCAGUUCUUCAUUUUCGCAUCUACUUUUGCGGAUCUCGUUAUUGCGGCAAUGCCGAAUGCACAGAUGGCGGGUACUAUUGCGACGCUUGCUUUCUCGCUAACGUUGACUUUUAAUGGUAUCAUGCAGCCUCCCAACGCGUUGCCUGGGUUUUGGAUUUUCAUGUAUCGCGUUUCGCCCUUGACGUAUCUGAUUGCGGGAAUGACUGGUAAUGGUCUUGAUGGUCGGGUAGUGAGGUGUUCAGACCAUGAGUUGAGUGUGUUUAACCCUCCUUCUGGUACGACGUGUGGUGCAUACCUGCAACGAUAUCUUGAACUUGCUCCAGGCAAGCUCUACAAUCCUGAUGCCAUGAGUGAUUGCCACUACUGCUCAUUGCAAAGCGCAAAUCAGGUCCUCGCCAGCAGCAACAUUUACCCAGGUGAACGGUGGCGCAACUGGGGUAUCGGAUGGGCAUACAUUGGCUUCAAUAUUUUCGGCGCCGUUGCUCUUUAUUAUGCCUUCCGUGUCAAGCAUUACAAUCCAACCUCGAUCGUGAGAGGGAUACAUGAUGCAGGAAGAUUCGUUGGACGUAUGUUCAGUAGAAAAUCGGAGACUCCCACAGGCCGCAAAGCUCAGGAUGGGCGUGUUUUUUAAUAUUUUCGCUCUUUCUUUCUCAUUUAUUUUGUUGACUAGUAUUCG